CUGAGGCUUACAUAAUCACAACCAAACUUAAAAAACUUUCACGCUGCAACUCAUCACCAGCAACUGCCACCAGCCACUUCGACCAAGCCACUUCAACUACAACCAGAACCAAAGCAAGCACAAUAACACAUCAUGUGUCCCCCAACUACUCAGACCAACGGCGAACAACCUACCACGACCAACGGCCAUCCCAUAGAAGAAACUCAUGUCCCAAUCGACUCACAACCAGCCCAAGAGAAAACCAAACAACACAACCCAUACGGCCCAAGACUAUCUGACUUUUUGAGCAACACUUCCAACUUUUCAAUCAUCGAAUCUACCUUGAGAGAAGGAGAACAAUUUGCCAAUGCUUUCUUUGAUACCGAAACCAAGAUCAAGAUUGCCCAAGCAUUGUCGGACUUUGGAGUCGAAUAUAUCGAAUUAACCAGUCCCGCCGCUUCGGAACAAUCCAGACAAGAUUGUGAAAAGAUUUGCAAGUUAGGACUCAAGAGUAAAAUCCUAACUCACAUUCGAUGUCACAUGGAUGAUGCCAGAAUCGCCGUAGAAACAGGUGUGGAUGGAGUAGACGUAGUCAUUGGAACCUCAUCCUUUUUACGCAAAUAUUCCCACGGAAAGGAUAUGACCUACAUCUUGAAGACCGCUGUCGAAGUGAUCGAAUUCGUCAAAUCUAAGGGAAUCGAAGUCCGAUUUUCAUCCGAAGAUAGCUUCCGAUCGGAUUUGGUCGACCUGCUCAGUAUCUACCGGGCAGUUGACAAAGUCGGGGUCAAUCGAGUCGGAAUUGCUGAUACCGUAGGCUGCGCCAAUCCUCGUCAAGUGUAUGACCUUGUCAGAACUUUGAGAGGCGUCGUCGGUUGCGAUAUUGAAUGCCAUUUUCACGAUGAUACCGGUUGCUCCGUUGCAAAUGCCUUUUGCGCCCUGGAAGCUGGUGCCACGCACGUUGAUACAUCAGUCUUGGGAAUCGGAGAAAGAAAUGGAAUCACUCCCCUUGGUGCACUGAUUGCCCGGAUGUACGUAGUCAACCCUGAAUACAUCAAAAAGAAGUACAACCUCGCAGCCCUGAGAGAGGUUGAAAACCUGGUGGCCCAGGCAGUUGGCAUUCAGGUGCCAUUUAACAACCACAUUACUGGAUUCUGCGCUUUUACACACAAAGCGGGUAUCCAUGCCAAGGCAAUCUUAGCCAACCCCAGCACUUACGAAAUCUUGAAGCCGGAAGACUUCGGUAUGACUCGUUACGUUCCUAUUGGACAUCGUCUGGUUGGUUGGAACUCGGUUAAGAGUCGUGCCGAGCAACUAGGACUUCAGCUAACUGAUGAGCAAGUCAAAGAUGUUACGAGCAAGUUGAAGGCCCUGGCCGAUGUCAAAACACAAACAAGUGAAGAUGUGGAUGUCUUGCUGCGAGUAUACCACUCACACAUCACGGCGGGAACUCUUAGCAUCGGGCAACACAGCACACUCGAUGAGUUGUUGGAAGAACACAAGGGUGCCAAAAACGGCUCUUUAAAGCAUGCUCCUCCAGGCGACAUUAACGAUCAAAACAAGAGAGCUAAGGUCGAAGCUGCCUGAGAGAGCUUGCAGUCUUUCCUCAUCUUCCCCUGGCCCCUCUCAUGCUCUGCCACGAAACAAAAAAAAAUGUCGACUAUUCGACCCCCUGCUGCUUGGCUCAGACAAUUCUUGACGUCUUCCUUCUCCUUCCCUCUAUCCAUUGACGAGAACCGCCCGAAGAAGGCUUACGCCAAAUGACCCUACUUUUAACGUCCUUUUUCAUUGUUUUUUUUCUCAGUUGUUAUGUACCCUCCCUCGUCUCUCAUGAUGCGUCGGAAUCUCUUACGGAUCUAUACAAAAAAAAGACCAAAAAAAAAAACUUCACCCGGUUGUUCGUGCCGCUUUUCUCUCACUUCUUCUUUUUUUUGUACUUCUUGUUCUUCAAUCUGAGAAAGAGCGUGUGAUCUCGUCAAGGAAAUCAACUUCAAGCUCUUCAUAUACCUUUGCAAAAAAAAGAGUGGCCGAAGUUUGGAAAACCAUUGGUGUUG
This is a messenger RNA of Puccinia graminis f. sp. tritici CRL 75-36-700-3, 2030 nucleotides long. Its product is annotated as homocitrate synthase, mitochondrial. Gene Ontology annotation, molecular function: homocitrate synthase activity. Lineage: Eukaryota; Fungi; Basidiomycota; Pucciniomycetes; Pucciniales; Pucciniaceae. The transcript is spliced from 8 exons. The record is from RefSeq and is a predicted model, not a curated record. The coding region runs from base 133 to 1563 and encodes 476 amino acids. Gene Ontology annotation, cellular component: mitochondrion.